Molecule: messenger RNA, 6053 nt
Organism: Pongo pygmaeus (Bornean orangutan)
Lineage: Eukaryota; Metazoa; Chordata; Mammalia; Primates; Hominidae
Gene: ZNF438
Product: zinc finger protein 438
Exons: 9
Coding region: 3113-5872 (919 amino acids)
Biological process (GO): regulation of transcription by RNA polymerase II
Cellular component (GO): nucleus
Molecular function (GO): sequence-specific DNA binding; DNA-binding transcription factor activity, RNA polymerase II-specific
Source: RefSeq, a predicted model, not a curated record
GGCCCAGCGGCCCGCGCCCGGUGGCCUGACCUCCCCGAACGCUGGGCCCGUGACGUCACCCCGCCGUGACGCGCACGCUGUAGGAAAACUAAUUAAUUAAAAGGAUUUACGGUAUAUCUUAUGACUCUACAGGAGCCUUGGGAUAUAGUUACAGUAGCCAUCUUAGUUGGAAACUACUUUGGAAACCACGUGGAAGAUGGCAGAGCCAGCCUGGGUCCACAGAUGAUCUUGUGAAACACACCUUCCCCUGUCACCCCGUAUUUUGGCAUGAAAAAGAAUUUCUUUCUCACUUGACCUACUUUUGAGUCUCUUUGUUACGGCAGAAAGUUUAUAUGCUAAUAUAAAAUGGAAAACAUUUCAGAGUUUUAAGUUUUUCUUCAUACUGUUUGGUUAUAUUCUCUAUAUAUUGGUAUGGUAUUCUCAAUUAAAGUAGUUUUUAAAAUACAUAUGAUUACAUGCCAAGAGUUCCUUUUUGAUUAAUUAUUUAAGAGAAUGUUUUGCAAAUUUCCAAGUUACUUUUAAGCUUUUGAUACUAAUAAUAGAAUGAUGUUAAUAUAUGGCAUUCUGCUUUUCUAGAUUUUUAUGGUUGUAUUUCUGGGCUAGCCUAUGAUCAGUUUUCGUAAAGUUACACAGACCUUUGUAAAUAAGUUUUCUUUAUGAGAUACCUAAAUACCUAUUAUGUUGUUGAACUUUAUUAUUUUUUUGUCUGAUCUCUCAAAGGCUUAAAGUUGUAAAUCACUGAUUUCUUCCAUUAAUUUUAAUUAUUUAUAGUUCUAUAAGUUUUUAUUUUGGUGUAUGUGUUAAUGUGUUAUUUACUGUCAACAUCUCAAUUGAAGAUUAUACCUUUUAUCAGAGUAAUAUGACUUUUUUUUUUCAUUAAAUAAAGGGUCUUGCUUUGUCACCAAGGCUGGAGUGCAGAGGCACGAUCAUAGCUCAUUGCACCUUCCAAACUCUAGGGCUCAAGUGGGCAGUCCUCCUGGCUAGCUGGGACUAUAGGUGUGCCACUGCACCUGGCUAAUUUUUCUUUUUAAUUUUUUGUAGAGACAGGGCCUUGCUAUAUUGCCCAGGCUGGUCUUGAACUUAUGGCCUCAAGCGAUCCUUCUGGCCUAGCCUCCCAAAGUGCUGGGAUUACAGGUGUGUGCCACUGCACCCAGCCAUGACUUUCUGAUUUAUGACUUGUGUUUUGUUUUAGCUGACAUUGAUAUUGCUACCUUAGUUUAUAUUUCUCCAUAAAUCUGUGCUUCCUGUUAUAUUUACACUUUCUUUGUCAUUACUUUUAGAUAUGUUUCCUAAAAGUAGAACAUACUUGGAUUUCAUUUUUUAUCCUAAAAAGAACUUUGUCUCUUAACAAAUAUUUAAUGCAUUUAAAUUUGUUUCCAAAUUGUUCUAAUUGGCUUUAUUGAUCUUCUUUUCAUCUUUUUGUUUGAAAUUCUUCCGUGUUUUCAUUGUGUUUUGAUUUAAAGUUUUAUGUUUAAUUUGGUUUUCAUUUUUAACUUAUUGUGCUUCUAAGGCUUUGAAGUCUAAGGAUUAUUUUAAAGAUUUUUUUUAACUUUAAAUUUAUAUGAUACCUAUCAUUAACAGUUAAGAAUAGGAUGGUAUCUCUUGAUAAAUGAGAAAUUUAAUAUGUUUUUACUUAUCUGCUUCUCUGUUUUCAUUAAUAUGAUCUAAGAUUUUUAACUCAGACUGUUACUAAAUUAUAAUUUUAAAUAAUUUAUGCACAAUUUAUUUUAUUAACUUUUAUAUGGGCAUAAAGAAUAUGAAAACCCUAAGUUGUCACAACCUUAAUUUCUACUUUUUCAAGUAUUUAUCAAAAGGAAUCUUAAACCAUCAAAAUUAUACUCUGAUAUCCUAUUACUUAUUAUUUUCUUGAUUUAUUUUCAUAUUAUAGCUUUAAAAAAUACUGUUUUCGUUUUUUCUGUUGCCCACAUUCAAAUUAUUUCUUUGCUCAUUAGAUUAGGAGAAAAGAAGUAGAAAUAGUCAGAUUUGAAAUUAAGAUACCAAAUUAUGUAUUUGGUAUUUUCUAUAGCAAAGUCUAAGGUCUGGAACAUGUUUAGGAUUAUUGGAUUAACGGAUUUUAUGGUGAUGGGUUUUAUGGGGAGAAUUACCAGUUAUUUAGUAGCUUGUAAGCUUGUGUUCUAAGAUGUCCCUGUCAAUUACUGCAUCAGGUAACACAGGGCCUGGCACUUAGAUUCUCAUUAGUAUUUGUUCAGUGACAGAAGCUGUCCUCUGUUACUUUCGAGUCUCUAAAACUGUUUUCCUCAUCUUGAAUGUGCCUAGUCAUCUGACCUCCUCUCAAAUGGGCACCAACUUCAUUCUCUCUAUAUAAUAAGGGACCUUGUAUGGGGCUUUCCUAGUUUUUUUCAGAACAUGCUUGAGGACCAUUUAGGGAAGCAGGGUCUUAGAGGACAUUCAGUCUUGUCUUGGAAACAGUGGGGAAGAACUCUGUAGCAGUUGCUAGGGGUAAUAUUAUAUCUUUAAGAAAACAAUGCUGUCACUAAGUUACUUUUAGACAUGGAAGGCUUCUCUUUAAUUUUUUUUUCUUUUUUAGUGGAUGAUUAUGUAGCUAGACUACCAAGAGGUAGGGAGUGAAGUAAAGCUGAGAACAGCCUCUCCAGGAUUAUCAGGUCAGGGUGAAGUUCUUGGCAAGAGACUCGAUUUAGUGUGGUAUUCUGGAAGGCACAUGGGCUGAGGAGGCAGGAGACCUUUAUUCUAAUUUUGGUUCUCUGUUCCUGUUUCUAACUGUGGCAAACCAUUUAACUUUUGUGAGUCUCAGACUAGAUUUAUUAAAUGAGGAAUCUGACUCAAAGAUCCUUUCUAACUUUAAAAUUCUGUGUCUGACCGGAGGACCAGGGUAGAACAAGGAGGUUUCUACUCGAUAGAAUUUUUAUUUUUAAUUUCAUUUUGUGCAGUCAAGAGGAAUAAACCAUUUACUGCUUUGAACAGGAGGAUUAGAAGAAGGAAUCAUAUGUGGCUCACAUGUUUAUGUUCUGACUUCGUAUUAGAUAAAAAUGAAUGCCAUUUCUCAUCCAGUACUGAAGUGUUAAAGUUAGAAGACAUUUGCUAAGUCAAAUCACUUCAGAAGCAGAGCUCGGGGAAGAAAUUGAAGAAGAAAAUGAAACUGUCAAAUGAAAACAACAUUGGAGAAAAAGAUGAUACAGGAAAAACAGUGAAGUCAUGGAAAUUAGACAUGAGAGAGGUUUUGAAGUGUUCGCAUUUUUUUUUCUACUGUAUCUUUGCCUCGUUGUCCAUCUAUGGCUAUAGGAAGCUCAUCCUGGGAGUGGAGGAACAGAUGUUCUGUCAUUGCCACAUUCUUCUGGACACAGACUGGAGGACUAUAGGAAUGUGUGUUGAAGAAAGUAUGCACAUCUUAUCUUCUGAACAUUUUGAUGGAAUUAACCACAAACUUCAUGCAAGAACAGUAAAAGGUGAAUCAAACAUCCCUUCUGGAACAAUACAGAGUAGGAAAGGUUUGCAGAAUAAGAGUCAGUUUAGGACCAUCGCACCAAAAAUUGUGCCCAAAGUCCUAACGUCCAGAAUGCUGCCAUGUCAUUCACCAUCACACUCUGAUCAGGUGAAUCUGGGACCCUCCAUCAACUCCAAGCCUCUGGGGAUGUCCACCCAGAACUAUGCCCUGAUGCAGGUUGCUGGCCAGGAGGGGACAUUUUCUCUUGUUGCUCUGCCACAUGUUGCCUCAGCUCAGCCAAUUCAGAAACCCAGAAUGUCCCUACCUGAAAACCUGAAACUUCCUAUUCCUAGAUAUCAACCCCCUAGAAAUAGCAAAGGAUCAAGAAAGAAACCCAUCCUGAUCUUUCCUAAGAGUGGCUGUAGCAAAGCUCCUGCCCAAACCCAAAUGUGUCCUCAGAUGUCCCCUUCCCCACCUCACCACCCUGAACUCCUGUACAAACCCAGUCCAUUUGAGGAAGUGCCAUCACUAGAGCAAGCCCCAGCCAGCAUUAGCACAGCUGCGCUGACCAAUGGAAGUGACCAUGGGGACUUGAGACCACCGGUGACCAACACCCAUGGCAGUCUGAACCCUCCUGCUACCCCAGCAUCACCCACACCAGAGGAGCCUGCCAAGCAGGACCUCACAGAUCUUUCAGGGAAAGCACACUUUGUAAGCAAGAUAACAUCUAGUAAACCUUCUGCUGUUGUCAGUGAAAAAUUUAAAGAACAAGUUUAUCUUGCAAAAACCAUGACCAGUUUAUCACCAACCAUUCUUGGCAAUGCAGUUCAGUUGAUCUCUUCAGUCCCCAAAGGGAAACUGCCAAUCCCACCCUACUCAAGAAUGAAGACAACGGAGGUUUACAAAAUCAAAUCAGAUGCUAACAUUGCAGGUUUUUCUUUACCAGGACCUAAGGCCGACUGUGAUAAGAUAUCCUCCACCACAGAAGGCUUUAAUGCAGCCACCAAGGUGGCAAGCAAGCUACCUGUUCCACAAGUGUCACAGCAGAGUGCCUGUGAAAGUGCCUUUUGUCCACCCACCAAACUUGAUCUUAACCACAAAACAAAACUGAACAGUGGAGCAGCAAAGAGAAAAGGAAGAAAAUGGAAGGUACCAGAUGAAAUUUUGGCAUUUCAGGGAAAAAGGAGAAAAUGUAUCAUUAAUAAGUGUAGAGAUGGUAAAGAAAGAGUAAAAAAUGAUCCCCAAGAAUUCAGAGACCAAAAGCUGGGGACCCUGAAAAAAUAUCGUAGCAUUAUGCCCAAACCUAUCAUGGUCAUACCCACUUUGGCCUCCCUGGCUUCUCCAACUAUACAGUCCCAGAUGCUUGGGGGCCUAGGACAGGAUGUUUUGUUAAAUAAUUCACUCACUCCUAAAUAUCUUGGCUGUAAGCAAGACAACAGCUCUUCCCCUAAGCCCAGCUCCGUGUUCAGAAAUGGAUUCUCUGGCAUUAAGAAGCCUUGGCACAGAUGUCACGUCUGCAACCACCACUUCCAGUUCAAACAGCACCUUCAAGACCACAUGAAUACACACACCAACAGACGCCCUUACAGUUGUCGGAUAUGUCGCAAGUCCUACGUACGUCCUGGCAGCCUGAGCACACACAUGAAACUUCAUCAUGGUGAGAACCGUCUGAAGAAACUCAUGUGUUGUGAAUUUUGUGCAAAAGUGUUUGGCCACAUCCGAGUCUAUUUUGGCCAUCUGAAAGAAGUGCAUAGGGUUGUGAUCAGCACUGAGCCCGCUCCCAGUGAACUGCAGCCAGGAGACAUACCAAAGAACAGAGACGUGAGUGUGCAAGGCAUGGAGGGAUCAUUGGAGAGGGAAAACAAGUCCAACCUGGAAGAAGACUUCCUUCUAAACCAGGCAGGUGAAGUCAAAUUACAAAUCAAAUGUGGUCGUUGUCAGAUUACUGCUCAGUCUUUUGCGGAAAUAAAAUUUCAUUUACUUUAUGUUCACGGAGAGGAAAUUCAGGGCAGGCUACAAGAAGGGACCUUCCCAGGAAGCAAGGGGACUCAGGAAGAGUUGGUGCAGCACGCUAGCCACGACUGGAAAAGGCAUCCUGAGAGAGGGAAGCCGGAGAAGGUUCAUUCCUCCUCCGAGGAAUCACACGCAUGUCCAAGACUGAAAAGGCAGCUCCACCUUCAUCAGAAUGGCGUGGAAAUGCCCAUAGAAAAUGAAGGACCCCAGUCAGGAACCAACAAGCCAAGGGAAACCUGCCAGGGCCCUGAGUGUCCUGGCCUGCACACAGUUCUCUUGUGGUCCCGUUCAGGCUUUAACUGCCUGCUUUGUGCAGAGAUGCUGGGACAGAAAGAGGACCUCCUCCACCACUGGAAGCACCAGCAUAACUGUGAGGACCCUUCCAAACUGUGGGCUAUUUUAAAUACAGUCUCCAACCAGGGAGUGAUCGAACUUUCCAGUGAAGCUGAGAAAUGAGACCCCAAGGCAGCCUGGGGUUAAGGAGAGAGCUCUGCCGCCACCUUCCUUCAGAGCUUCGUGCUUUAUGGUGGUGCUUAGUCACAAAGAUCAAACAACAGGAUUGGUGUGAGUGAACAGAAAUGAUUUUCGUACGUGGUUUUAUUUUCUUACAAAAUAAAAUAUAUGUUCUCGAAGCAUA